AUGUCAAGCCUUUAUGAACUCGCACGCCAACUUCGUCUCAGCUUUACUGAUACCCCAGAUGCCAUCUCAUUAGCCGCGCUGCUUUCCUUAGCAGAUGACUUGGUAUCCAAUUCUUCCUCGGUUGAACCCGAGGUUCUUUCUGCCCAGUUGGAGCAGGAAUUACAAACCAUACACGAUGAGGUUGUUGAUCAUUCCUCAGUAUAUCAUGCCCAAGUCCUUCUUGCUGUCCUCUUUCAUUUGAAAGCCGUCCUCACGCCUCUUACAAUAAUCACGUUCUGGUUUGAUAUCUGUCUUCGUCCAGCUUUACGAGAACCCAAAUUAGCGACUUCCGCGGUCAACAAUGCCAAAGAGCUCAUUCUUGCUGCACUGCACUCGGACGAUGAACGUUAUCAGGAUAAGAUCUGCGAAUUUAGGACUAGGCUACUUGACCUCUACCUCCUUGACGCUUUGAACGAAGGCUCAGAGGAAGAUGUUCUGGAAUGGGCUGAACUGGAUACCGCGCAACGGGAGAGAAAGUCUUGUUGGAAGUCUAAUUUGGAAGACAUCCUACUCCGAUUUGGAGAGAUGCAUCCUCUUGAGCUCAUGUCCCACGUCCACCAACACUUCAACCUUCCCUCCUCACGACUACAACUUCUGAUGUUCAUGAAUUUGUACACAUCUUCUCCUGUAUUUGAAUCACUUGCCGCCAAAUUAGCUUCUCAACCACUCAUGUCAACUUUACUUUCCUCUUUGCUGUACGACAAUUCUUCGACUUCCUGCGCCGUGGGUUUGACUAUUCUGGUCAAACUGUUGCCUAUGAUAGCCGUGCAUGCUUCCGCUGAGCUCAAACGUAUGAUUCCCAGGCUCUUCACAAUCUUUGUUAGAGUUCUCUGUUGGAAAGAAAGACGAAGUUUUCGCGAUCAAGAUGAUGAUGGGGUAGAUUUCGUAGACGAAGAUGCGCCCAAAAUGCCCGCUCUUCGUCCUGAAAUUGAUUGGCAACAACUAGAACUCAUGUUUGGAAAUUCGUCCACUGCGCCUUCAUCUGUGAAGCUGUUCACCUAUCUGUAUUACCUUUUUCCUUGCAAUCUACUCAAGUUCCUCCGCGGCCCGAUAGCGUACCUCACUGAGAGCGACUUAGAAUGCCCAUAUGUCGGUGAUUGGGAGAGUACAUUGGAUGCCAGCGAGAUUAGGACAAAAAGCGAGCAUCUUAUCCGCGGGCAUAUCUGCCACCCUCUCAUCAUCUGGCAAGACGCUCAGGAUGAGCUAUCGAAACCGGAUUUCUGGAAAGACUAUGAUGUUGCUCGUAUAUCAAGUGAAGCCAUGUCUCUCGACGUCAGGUACACGUCUAUUGCAUUUCGUGAACGUUAUCGCGAAAAAUCCCCUUCAGAGUAUGCGUCGUCCGGCGACGAAGACCGAACGCCCGCACCUACAGAACCUGCCAGUACUCGCCCGAAUGAAACACGUUUAUCUCUUCAAAGCAUGGUUGCGACAUCUGUACUCCUCAAAUCCACUGCAGACAUUAAAGCGGAAUUCAUAACGCAACCAUGGCCUCGGAGCAUAUUCUCAGCUGACGACGCCUCGACGGCGUCGAAACCUGCGUCGGAGGCGGAUGAGUCGGUGUUUGAACUGGAUAAUCCGCCUACUCCCUCGCGUGUCACACAAGCCAUCUCUGGUCUCCAGAGAGAGGUGCUCACCCUUCGAAAUGAGCUCAACUUCGAGCUCUGGCUGUCAAGAGAGAAUGUGAAACACAUUGGUCGAUUAUUCCAGGAUCGCAUCAUAUCAAGGAAUGCAGAGGUGGAAAGACAGGGAUUGUACAACAAACUACGAAAUUACCGAACCCAGGUGGUUCGUUUGGAAAAGGAGCUCCGGGAGCACAAACAACUCGCUUCCUCUGCCAGACAAAAACAUACCGACUGGAGCUCGGAAUUACAAACCAAACUGCGAGAAUUUAGGGAAGAAAAAAAAUCCUGGGUAACUGAGGCCGCUACCCUUCGUACUACUCGGAAAGAAAUCGAGGCACAAUUUUCUGCACAGAGCACGCUACUAGCUGAAGCCAACGCGGAAGUGUUCAAGCUCCAAACAUUCAUCAAAGAGCAUCAACACAAGAUCGACCGUCUGUAUGAUUACGAGGCUCAGAUCGAACAGUCUCGCAAAAUGCAACGUCUAUGGGAUGCUGAUUUCGACAAAUUCAAGCGUCGCGGUGAGGAUAUUGAUUUGAUGAAAAGUCAGUGGAAACAAAUGAGUAUGCGACUUGAAAGUCUCGAACAGACUCAGAUGCAAAUGGAGGACCAGGCAAGACAACACCGGCGUCAAAUCCAAAGCUUGGAAUCCCGACAAGCGCAUGAACGAGCAGAAGACCGUUCCGCACGAUAUUCUGCUAUGACUUUGGCCUCCGUCACAGCUGACAAGUCCGCGUUGAUGAACGCUAAUAAGCGACUACAAGAAAGGAAUACAGAACUGUUAGAGGAAGUCGAGGAGCUCGAGAUAAUGGUGGAGCAGCUGCGCGCACAGGUCAGCGGGCGACAAGGCUUGAUUUCUGAACCGCCACAAAGUCCACUCAGCCCACUCAGCCCCCCAAUCAUCUUGUAG
Messenger RNA from Lentinula edodes (shiitake mushroom), 2568 nucleotides. RefSeq lists its product as uncharacterized. Gene Ontology annotation, biological process: regulation of cell cycle; negative regulation of TOR signaling. The transcript has 7 exons. NCBI's taxonomy places the organism in Eukaryota, Fungi, Basidiomycota, Agaricomycetes, Agaricales, Omphalotaceae. Bases 1 to 2568 code for a protein of 855 amino acids. Gene Ontology annotation, cellular component: TSC1-TSC2 complex. The record is from RefSeq and is a predicted model, not a curated record.